AGUGGGGGGGUAGAAGGUGGAAGUUUCGCCUAGGGCACAAAAUAUCCUUGCACCGGCCUUGGGGCAAUGAAAGAUAAACCUGGACUCUGUAGUGUGUCCUGCCACCUGAUCAACAUGGAACAUUGGUUCUCAGAGGAGAGCCCCUCACUUCUCAAGCCUGGAGGAUACAGUUGUAUUUUAGACCCUGAGGAGCGAGGAGACCUAAAAGGAUGAAUGCAGUGAUGAGACUCUUCAGGAUCCCAUGUAGUUAGCCUUCCCUGGCGUGGGUAUGCAAAGAGAUUGCUAUCUGUUCUUCUUCCCUACACAUACCUAAGCUCUGUGCUGCCUUUCCAUUUCAUCACCACCUCGUUGACUUUGCAGGGCUUUCACUGCGAGCUCCCUGCUCCUAACUACCUAAAAACCAUUAAGGUGCUGUACAAUAACCAAUCCUGAACACUGAAAUAAAGAGAGAAGCGACCCAAAUAUUCUGCCCACUUGAAGCAAAGAUGACAUAAGUGCUGUUUUCUGCUCCAGUUAGCAAAUCUAUGCAGUGAAUGACUGGUUUGUUCUGGCCCAGCGGGUCAAAGGCUCAUAACACAGCCUCACAAAUAAUAAACCUGGGGCAGGAGCGGGGCUUUCCCAGACUUGCUGCCAUGGGGUGAGAGCUGCUGGACCCACUUGCUAGAUAUAGUUGUAAAACAAACCAGCAGUGUAACUUUGGAGACAAAUUCUGAACAAACCCCAGGCUGCAGGUUGUUGGUGCUCUAAUUGUAGCAAGUGCUGAUGGUUAAAGCAGAAGGAGGGGAGAGGAUAUGUGAGUCACAUGCAGUCUGUGGUUGUCUCCCUUCUGAUUAGGGGUGAAGGCACAGGGACAGGCAGGCUGCUGGGGCUAGCGGAGAGCAGCAUACAUUAACACUGGCCGCAGCUGAUACUGUAGGUAGGAGAAUCUCACUGUUAGCUCCUUAAUGGCUUUGCAUAGCUGCACAUGUGGAUUUUCCCGAAGACUCCCUUGACCCUGCUGACUGGGGACCUGUCAGGCUGUGCCACGUUGGCUUAAAAGUGCCUUUAUAAAGAGGAGGAAGAAAAGGUUGAUCUGUUCUUUGGAUGGUGACACUCUUGCUUUGCCAUCUCUGUUGGGCUUGUUAUGGCGGGUUUGAAUGUUUCCAUUGCCUUCUUUCUCUCAGUUGUGGCUAUUUGUGAGGUGAUCAGGCAGGUUUCCAAGAGAGUUCUGCCUCUUGGAGUGUACCGUGGUCUUGUCAGAGAACUGGUCAGCUCAUUACAGUUGUGUGCUUGCUCCCUUGAGCUGAGGAUGCUGAUGGAGAUUGGUCCCUGGGGUGGUGGCUUUGGCCCAGAUGUGAUUCUGACCCUCCUCUUCAUUAUCUACUUGAUUCAUGGUGUGUCUUUUGAUGGAGCUUCUGCUAACCCCACUGUGUCUCUCCAAGAAUUCCUGGUCAUGGAUUCCUCCUUUGUGGCUACUGCUUUCAAACUUCUGGUCCAGUUUGUGGGAAUGGAGGCAGCUGGGAUUCUCACCACGCACUACUGGUCCUGGGAGCUGACUGACUUCCACCUCAUCCAGAAUCUAAUGGCCCUGGAUUGCAGUUCCUCUAUCCAUACCUCUUUGUACCAUGGCAUCUUUGUGGAAGGUGUCUGUUCUUUCUUUUUCCAUUUGGUGGCUCUCAAGUUUCAGCAUAGCCACCUGCUGUACAGAGCGCCUGUCCUGGCAGUGACUGUGACCACCCUGGCUUACACAGCUGGGCCUUUCACAGGGGCCUUUUUCAACCCCACCCUGGCCUCCAUGGUUACUUUUCACUGCUCUGGGAACAUCCUGCAAGAGUAUGUCCAGGUUUACUGGCUGGGACCCCUCACAGGGAUGCUCGCAGCCCUGGUCUUGUACCAGGGGAACAUCCCAAGGCUCUUCCAGAAAAACCUGCUUUACAGCCCGAAGAGCAAAUACCGGACUCCCAAGGGGAAGGCUGUGCCUGGGCUCAAACAGACAAGAGACAAUGGGGAAGGGCAGCCACAGUUGCGAACUAAGCCCCGGAGCUGAGUGAAGGGUGUGAGAGGGUCCCCCAGCCACUGCCCUUCUCUCCUUCCCAUCAGGCCCCUCCUAUGGCCAGACUGACAGGAGCUGGGACUGAAGAUGCCUGGCCAGCUCUGUGAUGUGUGAGCAAGCGUUCGCUGGGGGCACCAUGGGCUUUUCAUGUCACUGUGUAAGUGUACCAGCUGCUUUGGCCACAUGCAAGCAAUCCCUCAGUGCUGGCCCAUGGAGACCUGGCUGUGAAAGCCCCCAGAGAACGUCGCCAACUAGCGCAGACCUGACCAGCAGCAGAGUGGUGUGAUUGCAGGCUCCAAUACUGUGCCACAAGCACGACCUAAAGGGCACAUGCCUUCCACCCAGCACACACCCCUCCUUCCUGAUCUUCCCCAGCCCAUCUCCCCUGGGGGCGGGGCAGGAAAUCACCACCACUGUUCUGCUCCCUCAGUACAGCCAGGCAUCCACCCAUCUUGCUCCCCACGGGAAGGGCUGGCGCUGUUGCAAGGUCUCAGGGCUGUGCUCACAUGUGACUAUCCACUCUCUGGCUUGGCUCAAACCCUGUAAUGUCACUGCCAUUGAAUGCAAAUGUUACCUCCAGAUAGUAGAUGCCUAGUGGGGACUUGCUCCAUCUCUAGUGGUACAUUAAUUUCUUCCUCUGGAACAUCCAUACACUGUCCUUUUAAAAAUAGAAAGGCAAAGCAGUGACUGCUCAGUGAAACAGCCCAUUCCAAAGUGUCCUGCACCUCUUCACUGCUGGCCCCUCUGGCCAAGAGAGGCUUGAGUGUCAGAAAGUUUGAGACCCUACAUUUUUCCUGCUUCACUCCAGCCUUGAUGGUGAAUCUGGUCCCCAGGCUCAGCCCAGCCACGCAGGGUAAAAAUCUGUCUGGGGAUUGGUCCUGCUUUGAGCAGCAGAUUGGACUAUAUGACCUCCUGAGGUCCCUUCUAACCCUGAUAUUCUAUGAUAUAAGCUGAGUGGGGAAAGCCAGCUGUAAUUGCUGCCCCUAGAUAACAGGUUGUACUCUAAGGGGGAAAUUCACCCCAGAGGAGACUAUUCUGGUACGAUCUAAGCAGUGCUCAAAGGCCUCAGUCCUGCCAAUGCUGAGCACCCUGGCUUUGAUCCAGCCAAGCACUUAAGUAGAGCUAAGUGAAAAUCAGAAUUUGUUGUAUGAGAAAUUCUGAUAUUUCCACAUUUUCAUCCCCAAUUGGGACAAAGUCAAUAUCAAAAUUCAUCAUAGAAUGAAAAGUUCCCCAAAAUUUCAAUCUGAAAAUGUCAAAAUAAAAUGUUUCAACAUUAUUGAUUGAAAUAAAAUGUUUGUGACUGUCCUGAGUCAAAAUGCUUCAUUUGCAUCAGUUCAAUAUUAAACUAAGUUUGCCAAUGGUACUGUGGUGCCUCAUGGGAGUUGUAGUUCAGGUGCCUCUUGCUGCUAUUCACCAAGGCCAGGCUCCUGGGCCAGACUAUAUUUCCCAUGAUGCUCUACAGUCAUGUAACGUCCAUGUAGCCCAGUCAGGGAUGUGUGUGAUGUUUCACUCCAUAUUCUUUAUGAAAACAUGCUGAUAUGAAUGACAUAACUGAGAUGUACUUUAUGCAAGAUGAGUCUUGUAAGGUAUCAUUGGAAAGGUUAUGAUUUA
This is a messenger RNA of Chrysemys picta bellii (western painted turtle), 3643 nucleotides long. RefSeq names its product aquaporin-12-like. Gene Ontology annotation, molecular function: channel activity. Lineage: Eukaryota; Metazoa; Chordata; Testudines; Emydidae. Gene Ontology annotation, cellular component: cytoplasm; membrane. Gene Ontology annotation, biological process: transmembrane transport. The record is from RefSeq and is a predicted model, not a curated record.